GGCCGCAGCUCUCGGCGCGCUCAUGCCCGACACGGGGCCUCGUCCAGGACUGACCACAGACGCUCACCGGACAUGCUGGCGGCACGUGCGAAGACGGCCUGGCUACCGCUACUGCUGCUGGCGCGCUUCGCCGCGGCCGCACUUAACGACACUGGCAUCGAGCUGCGCGGCGCACUGCACUCUUCGGCAGCCGGGGACCUUGACAGGUACAAGACAGCGGGCGCGUGCGAUGCGACGGUGGACAGCGCCGAGGGCUGGAUCCUGAGCCCCAACUACCCGAGCGACUACGCGAACUUUGGCACGUGCAAGUUCACGGUGCGAAAGCUGGGCAGCGACGUGUGCACGUUGCGGCUGACGCUGGACGAUUUCGAGCUGGAGGAGAGCGCUGACUGCUUCAAUGACUACCUGCUGCUACCCGACGGACAGAAGCUGUGCGGCUCCCUGCCACCGGACACUCUCAAGACGGUGAGCAUAUCGCGACGCCACAGCAGCUUCACAUUCAUCUUCUCAAGCAACGAGGCCAAGACGGCGAGGGGCUUCAUGAUCCGCGUGGAGCAAGUGCGCGACUCGUGCACCGACGACCUGCCAGACAGCCCGCUGUUCCCCACGGACUCGCAGCCGGAAGACUUCACGCCGCUCGGCAGGCCGCAGGCGCAGUUUGGAAAUGCAGGUGGGUGCGAUCGGGACGUGCUGGGCUACACGCACGUGCUGUCGUCGCCCGGCUACCCGUACGGCUACCCGCCGAACCAGUACUGCCUGUACCGGGUGUGGCGCGCCGACAGCUCGGUCUGCCUGCUUGAACUCGACGUGCGAGACUUCGAGCUGAACCAGCGCGACUGCUUCAGGGACUAUCUCGACCUGCCGGACGGGACGCAGUUCUGCGGCCAAGUGUCGGGAACCAAGCUGCUGGAAUUCACCCCUGGCUCGGAGACGCUGAGGCUCAAGUUCGUCAGCGACGCGUACGGCUCUGGCAAGGGCUUCAACGUAUUCUUGCGGCAGAGGCCCAACUCCUGCAGGGGACAGGUACCUCUCGGCGUGUGUGACCAGAGGCUGUCUGCCGUGUCUUCCCUGGUUCGCUCUCCCGGCUACCCUCGUGCCUACCCGGCCAACCUGCGCUGCCGCUACACGGUGAUUCGGCUCAACCGCAACGUGUGCCGGCUUCAGGUGCUCUUCCGGCGGUUCAGCCUCGAGAACAGCUUCGGCUGCAGAAAGGACUACCUCGAGAUGCCCGACAGGACCAGGAUCUGUGGGCGCUACGCUGGCAGCCGAACGUACGACUUCAACCAGGACUCCGUAAACUUCUACUUCACCACGGACAGAUUCCGGACGGACACGGGCUUCGAGAUUGAGAUUCGUCAACUGCAGAACUCGUGUCUCAACCCCGUGGCAGAACCUCCACCGUCGUCGCCGGGCAGUUGUGACCGGACCGUGUCCCGGGACGUGGAGAUCGUGCGGUCGCCGUCGUUCCCGGGCGACUACCCGGGCGGGGCGCGCUGCGUCUACAGGCUGCGGCGGUCGCGGCCCAGCGUGUGCCAGCUGCGGCUAGACCUGGUCGACUUCGACGUCGAGGACGCCCCGGACUGCGUCGCCGACUCCUUGCUCAUCGAGAGCACGGGCGAGCGACUCUGCGGCUUCCGGUCGUCCACGUCACGGGUUCUCUACUUCCCACGAGAGGCGGACGAGCUGCGACUGGUUUUCACCUCGGACCUGACCACCACCCGCAAGGGAUUCGAGAUUAAGGUGACACAGAGUGACAUCGGCUGCACACGGGCGCCACUCGGACCGGCCGUGGGACGUCCUGGCGGCGGUUCUUCAUCGCCGACAUCAUCGUCGACCUGCGGUCGGCUGCACUACGACGGCGGCGUGCUGGAGAGCCCGCGGCAUCCGUUCGCGUACCCGGCCAAUUUGGACUGCCGCUACUGGAUCCACCGCGCCAGUCCGAGCGUAUGCCGCGCACAACUCACCUUCGGUCGAUUCGACGUGGGCGUUCAGAGGAGCGGACGCUGCCCUUCCGACUACCUAGAGAUCCAGGGAACGCGCUACUGCGGACGCCGCGAUGGGCAGACGAUCAUUGUGGACUUUCCCCGAGGACGCAACUCCAUCGAGCUGAAGCUGCACACGGACGAUGUGUACGAGCGCUCAGGAUUCCGCAUCGACGUCAAGCAGAUCUCCAGUGGAUGCGUGGCAUCUCCCCUGCCAGGAGAAGAUUGCGACCAGGUGAUCACAAGCGAGAUAUUCCAGCUGAUGAGCCCGGGCUUCCGACGGGGAGGCUACCCGGGGGGCAUACACUGCAUCUACACGCUGCGCAAGCACGACUUCCGAGUAUGCGCGCUCGAGAUCAAGAUGGAUGCCUUCGAACUGGAGCAGGACCCCGGAUGCUCAAAGGACUACCUGCAAUUCGGCACGCUGCGCUUCUGCGGCAAGCAGGCGUACGGUGCCACAAGGACAAUCGAGUUCCUGGAAGACGAGAUGAAGAUCCAGUUCCACACAAACCCGACUGUCAGCGGCGCUGGCUUCCUGCUGACCGGCAAGCAAGUGACCUGUUAACUGAACUGUUUCUGGAGACGCUCUUUUUCGAUAGAGUUUAUUAAAGAGGCUUGUUUUCGCGGUG
Messenger RNA from Rhipicephalus microplus (southern cattle tick), 2611 nucleotides. Its product is annotated as cubilin. Lineage: Eukaryota; Metazoa; Arthropoda; Arachnida; Ixodida; Ixodidae. Gene Ontology annotation, molecular function: serine-type endopeptidase activity. The record is from RefSeq and is a predicted model, not a curated record.